AGAUUCCCAUUCUGUAACGUUUUUUGGUCAUGCUUCUCCUUCAUGCUGACUUACCUUUUCAGAAAAUGCCCCCGCUUCCGUUGGAGAAUGGAAAUUGGCGGAGAGAGAGGGAAAACGUCCAAUUUGCGCCUUUGCUAUUUUAGGGGAGGUGGAAAUUAAGAGCCAAAGUGGAGUGACGCGCUCACUGGAGUGACCUCCGUUCCCUGAGACAGGAGAAAACCCAGGUCCGCUGCUCGUGAAGUGGCUCGAGCUCUUUAGGCGUGAGGCAUUAUUACAUAAAUUCAAGCUCGCUCCUGAUCCUUAGUACCCUGAGUUGCCUGAAGGGGGUAAUGGCACUGCCUGCGUGUGGAGCCCGGGCGCUCGGGCGGCCGCUGCAGCCGGAGCGAGGAGCGCCCGCCCGCACCACCUGUCCCCGCCGGCAUUCCAGAGUAGAGGCCGAAUUGGCAGCGAGCCGGCCCGGAUCAGUCGCCGCCUCAGCCCGCGCGGGCCCUCCUAGGGGUGUGUCUCGCGGAUUCAACUCCCAGCCGCUCCUGGACGAGCCCCUAAAGGCGUCUUCCUCCCUGGCGGGAGCCGCGCGCGCCCCAAUCUUCGCGCUGCUGCCCCGAGGCCGCCGCAGGCGGAUGCACGACCUCAGGAGACGGUGGGACCUGGGCUCCCUCUGCCGGGCCCUGCUCACUCGGGGCCUGGCCGCCCUGGGCCACUCGCUGAAGCACGUGCUCGGUGCGAUCUUCUCCAAGAUUUUUGGCCCCCUAGCCAGCGUCGGGAACAUGGAUGAGAAAUCCAACAAGCUGCUGCUGGCUUUGGUGAUGCUCUUCCUAUUUGCCGUGAUCGUCCUCCAAUACGUGUGCCCCGGCACAGAAUGCCAGCUCCUCCGCCUGCAGGCGUUCAGCUCUCCAAUGCCGGACCCGUACCGCUCGGAGGAUGAGAGCUCCGCCAGGUUCGUGCCCCGUUACAAUUUCAGCCGCGGCGACCUCAUGCGCAAGGUAGACUUCGACAUCAAGGGCGAUGACCUGAUCGUGUUCCUGCACAUCCAGAAGACAGGAGGCACCACUUUCGGUCGCCACCUGGUGCGCAACAUCCAGCUGGAGCAGCCCUGCGAGUGCCGCGUGGGUCAGAAGAAAUGCACUUGCCACCGGCCGGGUAAGCGGGAGACCUGGCUCUUCUCCAGAUUCUCCACGGGCUGGAGCUGCGGGCUGCACGCCGACUGGACCGAGCUCACCAGCUGCGUGCCAGCCGCGGUGGACGGCAAGCGCGACGCCAGGCUGAGGCCGUCCAGGUGGAGGAUUUUUCAGAUUCUAGAUGCGGCAAGUAAGGAUAGACGGGGUUCUCCAAACACUAAUCCAGACGCCAGCUCUCCAUCAUCCACAAAGGCCCGGAACACAUCUAAGAGUGGGAAGAACUUCCACUACAUCACCAUCCUCCGAGACCCAGUGUCCCGGUACUUGAGUGAGUGGAGGCAUGUCCAGAGAGGGGCGACAUGGAAAGCAUCCCUGCAUGUCUGUGAUGGAAGGCCCCCAACCUCCGAAGAGCUGCCCAACUGCUACACUGGUGAUGACUGGUCUGGCUGCCCCCUGAAAGAGUUCAUGGACUGUCCCUAUAAUCUGGCCAACAACCGCCAGGUGCGCAUGCUCUCUGACCUGACCCUAGUAGGCUGCUACAAUCUCUCUGUCAUGCCCGAAAAGCAAAGAAACAAGGUCCUCCUGGAAAGUGCCAAAUCGAAUCUGAAGCACAUGGCGUUCUUCGGCCUCACUGAAUUUCAACGGAAGACCCAGUAUCUGUUUGAGAAAACCUUCAACAUGAACUUUAUUUCGCCAUUUACCCAAUAUAAUACCACUAGGGCCUCUAGUGUAGAGAUCAGUGAGGAAAUCCAAAAGCGUAUUGAGGGACUGAAUUUUCUGGAUAUGGAAUUGUACAGCUAUGCAAAGGACCUCUUUUUGCAAAGGUAUCAGUUUAUGAGGCAGAAGGAGCAUCAGGAAGCUAGGCAGAAGCGUCAGGACCAACGCAAAUUUCUGAAAGGAAGGUUCCUUCAGACCCAUUUCCAGAGCCAGGGCCAGGGCCAAGGCCAGAGCCAGGGCCAGGGCCAGAGCCAGAAUCCGAGUCAGAAUCCAAGUCAGCAUCCGAGUCAGAACCCAAAUAUGAAUGCAAAUCAGAAUGUGACUCAGAAUCUGAUUCAGAAUCUGACUCAGAAUUCGAGCCAGAAGGAGAACCAGGAAAGCCAGAAGCAGAGCCCAGGCCAAGAGCAGAGCGAUAGCAGCGCCAGCAAUGGCACCAGUGACUACAUAGGCAGUGUAGAGAAAUGGCGCUAGAUGGCUCCCAAAGGCUUUUGCACACUUCUCCCAGAGCGCCAGUUAAAAUAGAGCAUCUCUUAAAAGACAUGAGUGUCCAAACACAUUCAGCUUCCUUAAGUUUGGAAGUCAAAAAAAGUUAAGAUGUUGCCUUUACAGUUGCCUUUCAAUUGAAUGUUAUACUGUGCGUGGGUAAAACAAAUUUCAAUAUGUAAUUAAAUCAUCUUUUUUUGGGUUUGUUGGAGAAUUUAUAAGAUCCAAAAGCCAAACCAGACUCACCAGAAAUUGCUGUUUAGAUAUUUUAAGACGUCUUUAAUUUGUUAUAGAGACAAAAUGAAAACGUAAAAUGUGGCCGUUUAACUUAUGGCGAAGAAAUGGACUUUCAAUUAUUCAUGAUACACUGUUAAAAACCCAAUCUUGGAAGCAAACAUUUUUUCCAGGGGGGUGAACAUGAAUAUAAACACUAAAAAAUCUAAAAUGCACCAUGAAACUUUUAUUUUCUUCUGAUUUUAACAAGGAAUCAAUUUAAACAGAAUAAGAACUGAUGGUAAAUUUUACCGAACUGUAGAAAAUAAAAAUUUUCUCUCCCAAACAUGGGUAAUUUUAUGUAAAAGUAUUGGCUUUUCAAGUAGAACAGGACUCAUAUCUUGUUAUUUAAGAGAUGUUUAAAAUUUUAAACUUUUUCUACCUUCUACUGUUUAAAGGUUUUAAACAGGGUGUAUCUCACAUUAAACAAAUCGCUUUUUUUUCCCCCAAAUGGAAUACCAAUACAAAGGUCUAAUUUCCAGAUGCUUUCUGGACACUGUAAUUUCAACAAUUUUCUAAUCUUUUUGGCACUGCUUCUCAAUCAUUUUAAAGUUUCUCCGAGUUGUGCUCAUUCCAAACUAACCCAUUUAUAGAAUCUUUCUUCAUCAUCUACAUGGUGUGUUGCUGAAUUUAUUGUGAUAUAUAAUCCUGGAUUAAUAUCAGGAUUUUCUUUCUAUAGAAUUGUCUUAUCGAUGUUUGUGUAGUGAGGUCCUUGUCAAGAAACUCUUGAACGGGAUAAUGUGUCUAAAAAUAUUGCUGAAAUUAUUCUUAAUCGUAUAAAAUUGAAUCUGAAUGUGAAUGAAUUGUUAUUUACUUUUUGUAUAUUUCUAUUGUUAUGUUUCCUGUUGGGCUGGCUAUUGUUAGCCCACUAGUUCUUUUUCUUGUUGACGGAUCGUAGACAAUUUCAAGAGAAAGAAAACAGUAGAAUAAGCAUUAGGACAGCCAGAGUUAUUCAGGAAUUCCAGAAGCUGUACUUCCAUACUUUGUGUUGACCCUCUACCAGGUUUUGUUUUAAGAGAAGAAGAGUGUUCUGCACUGAGAUCAAGAAUCAGGAGCAUAUGGGUUGAGGAAAGCGAUUUAGUAUCAUAAGUCCGUGCAUAAAUAUUUUAGGGUAUCAAUUAUGAAUCGAGCAGGGCAAAAUGAAGUAUGUAACCUAUUGUGCUACCAAACGUCAUGAAACUGGGAAGUUUCCACUUUAUGAGUUUUGCUAUUUUUGUAAGGACUCACACUAACCCCCUGGCUGUCAACCAAACAAGGCAACUGGAAGUGGCAUUUUUUUCAAAAGGGACAUGCUUAGAAGUGUAACCAUAAAGUCACAUCUUGUAAAACCUGUUCAUUUGCAUGCUCAAGUUUCAUCUGUAAUAAUAUGGCCACAAGCUGGACAGGAAGCUGAAUAUUUGGUUUUAAAAAUAAAUUUUCUUGACUCUGAGCUUGUGUCAACAUAUCUAAAUUUUGUUUUGUCCAACGGUAUUGCAGUCCUGGGAAUUCUGAGAUCUGAAAAACUGGAAGGAAAUUAAAACCAAACACACCUUGAAGUCAGAGUUUUAGAGUGCAACUAUUUUGUGUACAUUGUGUUUUUAAGAUAAAGGUUCUGUAGAUAUCACUGUGGUAUUACAAGUUUAUUUAGGUUUAAUCGAUCAUGUUUGCUCUCACAACUGAUAAGUACUGUUGGAAAGCAGGAUGAAGCCCGAGCCAGUGGAAAAGCUUGUCACAAAAAAAUCAUGUUGUGUUACUGCUGUGGUGUGCAUGGUUUGCAGAGCUGAAGUGCAUUUUCUCUGUCUAUACUGAUUAUUGUACAUAGGGGAUGUUAUAAAUAUACAUUUUUGUCAUCAUGUAAAUCCCACGAUUUCAACUGUAAACAUCUGUCCAAUGGUGUAGCUUUACAAACCAUUCACUGAUUUUGUGUAAUUUAACAAUAGAUAUGAAAUAAAGUUUAAAUG
Messenger RNA from Manis javanica (Malayan pangolin), 4531 nucleotides. It is a transcript of the gene HS6ST2, whose product is annotated as heparan sulfate 6-O-sulfotransferase 2. Gene Ontology annotation, cellular component: membrane. The record is from RefSeq and is a predicted model, not a curated record. Gene Ontology annotation, molecular function: heparan sulfate 6-sulfotransferase activity. NCBI's taxonomy places the organism in Eukaryota, Metazoa, Chordata, Mammalia, Pholidota, Manidae.